Messenger RNA from Vigna radiata var. radiata (mung bean), 1107 nucleotides. RefSeq lists its product as uncharacterized. The record is from RefSeq and is a predicted model, not a curated record. The transcript has a single exon. Lineage: Eukaryota; Viridiplantae; Streptophyta; Magnoliopsida; Fabales; Fabaceae. Bases 1 to 1107 code for a protein of 368 amino acids.
AUGCCUUCUUACAUGGACCUAAAUGAGGAAGUUUACAUGGAACCACCACCUGGUCUUAAUGUUCACAAAAAGGGUCAAGUUUGCAGACUUAUUAAGUCCCUAUAUGGCCUAAAACAAGCUAGUAGGAAAUGGUUUGAAAAAUUGUCUACCUUUCUCACUUUUGUUAACUAUAUCCAAUCAAAGUCUGACCAUUCUCUAUUUAUCAAAGGAACGCCUACAAGAUUCUCAACCUUACUUGUUUAUGUAGAUGACAUCAUAUUGGCAGGGAAUUCCAUGGCAGAGAUCAACCACAUAAAGGGUCUUUUGCACAACAGAUUCCAAAUAAAGAAUCUAGGAGAACUCAAAUAUUUCCUAGACCUGGAGGUAGCGAGAUCUAAGAAAGGAAUUCAUUUGUCUCAAAGGAAAUAUGCCCUAGACAUUCUUAAGGAGACAAGAAUGAUGGGUUGCAAACCCUGCUCGACCCCCUUUCUAAGUGAUACAAGUUCACUAUAUAAGAUGGACAACUACUUGGAUGAUCAAAGCUCCUAUCGAAGACUGAUAGGGAAGUUGCUCUAUCUCACCAAAACUAGACCUGAUUUAUGUUUUUCUAUUAAUUUAUUAAGUCAAUUCAUGCAAUCUCCAACUGACUACCAUUAUCGGAUUAUUCAACAUGUUAUUAGGUACAUAAAGUCUAAGCCCUCGGAGGGAUUAUUCUUUUCGGCUGACUCUCCUACACAACUAAAGGCCUUCAGUGAUUCAGAUGGGGCAACCUAUCCCAAUACUAUAAGAUCUACUAUAGGAUUUUGCGUCUUCCUUGGAUCAUCCCUCAUCUCAUGGAAAUCCAAGAAACAAAGUAUUGUUUCUAGAUCUUCCACUGAGGCGGAAUGUCGUGCGCUAGCAGCAACUACCUGCGAGAUACAGUGGAUCCACUAUCUCUUAGACGAUCUACAGGUUCAGGAAGCUGGAACUCCAUCUCUCUACUGUGACAACAAAUCGGCCAGACACAUAGCUCAUAAUCAGAGUUUUCACGAAAGAACCAAGCAUAUAGAGCUCGAUUGCCACGUUGUUUGCGAGAAAUACAAGUUAAUCUUUUGUGUCUUCUCCCCGUUUGCUCGGAUGAACAACUAG